Molecule: messenger RNA, 2571 nt
Organism: Paramormyrops kingsleyae
Lineage: Eukaryota; Metazoa; Chordata; Actinopteri; Osteoglossiformes; Mormyridae
Source: RefSeq, a predicted model, not a curated record
UACUAGCUGCAUCAAAGGCGUCGGGGUAGUUUGCAAACCCUACCGACUAUUUACGAAGUAAUAAAACUUGAAAAUCUCACUCCAGCCAGCGGAGCAGUGUUUGCAACCCUGCUUAGGUAAAGUAGACAUACAUAAUGUUUUAAAGAGCGACUACCCAAGCACUUGUGCCACAGCUCAUGCUUUUUAACGCUAUAAUUCACAUGUUCAUUGUUAAUGAUGGGCGGAUUAAUUGCGUGGAAUGAGCCGAAAAUGCUCCGGCCAAUCAGAUCACGCUAACAUUGGACCUUUUAAAGGUGCGCUGCCUGACGUCAUCAGCGUAUGCCCGAGCCGACAUGGCCGCAAAAGAAGGCGAGAUGGCUAUAUCGACUGAUGAUGAUGCUGCUUUUCAGACAUUUUACACCGAGGUGAAGCAGAUUGAAAAGAGGGACUCUGUCCUCACACCAGCACAGCAGAUAGAAAGGCUAACCAGGCCUGGAUCUUCCUAUUUCAAUUUGAACCCCUUUGAGGUCCUUCAAAUUGACCCUGAAGCAACAGACGAAGAGAUAAAGAAGAGGUUUCGGCAGCUCUCAAUUCUAGUCCAUCCAGACAAGAACCAGGAUGAUGCAGACAGAGCCCAGAAAGCUUUUGAAGCGGUGGACAAGGCAUACAAACUGCUCUUGGACCAGGAACAGAAGAAGCGAAUCAUAGACGUGAUCCACGCCGGGAAGGAGAACGUGGAGCACAUGAUGGAGAAGAAGAAGAAGCAGUUGAAGAAGGAUGGCAAGGUCAUGGUGGUAGAGGAGGACGACCCAGAGAUGUUCAGACAGGCAGUCUACAAGCAGACCAUGAAGCUUUUUGCAGAGCUGGAAAUCAAGAGGAAGGAGCGGGAGGCCAAGGAGAUGCACGAGAGGAAAAGGCAAAGGGAAGAAGAGAUUGAGGCUCAGGAGAAAGCCAAGCGUGAGAGGGAAUGGCAGAAGAACUUUGAGGAUACGCGGGAUGGUCGCGUGGACAGCUGGAGAAGCUUCCAGGCCAAAGGGAAGAGCAGGAAGGAGAAGAAGGUGCGGACAUUCCUCAAACCGCCGAAGGUCAAGAUGGAACAGCGGGAGUGACACCCCCCCUGAGUACUCUGCUCUCCUGUGUCCUGUUUAACGCUGGCCCUUAUUAGCAGAUGUACACGUGUAUUUAUGAAGUCCCAUUCCCCUGGCAGAGCUCAAGGGACCCAUUUUUGAAACUGUCCCAUUUUAAUUUAUUUUGGGCUCGAUCAUUUCCUCUGUUUCACGGCUGUGGUUUUCCGAAGGCCCCCCCGGCUGAACCCUCGCCUCUACCUCGCCGCUGCCUGGUGCCGUCCUCGCUGGGCCGGGCUGGGCCAGCGGACCCAUCUUGAUGGUUCUGGAUGGAAUUCAGACUGCUUCUUGUUGCUGGAAAGCGGCAUGAGAAACGGCGCCCCCUUCCUGUUAGAGCUGUGAUUUUCAUUAAAGUGCUUCACUGUCACCCCUACCACCACCCUGUCAGUGUGCAGGCCACUGCCUCCGCAUGUGACUCUGUCAGAGAGGCUGUACCUGGUCUCUGUGAUGUGACUCUGUCAGAGAGGCUGUACCUGGUCUCUGUGUGAUGUGACUCUGUCAGAGAGGCUGUACCUGGUCUCUGUGUGAUGUGACUCUGUCAGAGAGGCUGUACCUGGUCUCUGUGUGAUGUGACUUGCUGGGUUAGUUGCUAGCGUGUCUGAAAGUGUGUGUUUCACUGAUGACGCCUUUUCUGGCAGGAAUAGGGGGUGUGGGUUUGGAAAACCAGAAUCAUUCGUUAGUCAGCAUUACCGUUACUCUUUUCACCACGCAAAUAAGGCUUAUGUAAUUAUGUAAAUCACCCCAGCGCACAUGGUAAUGCUGAGUUUUGGUGAUGCGUACUGCUUCCGCUUGCUGACUGCAGUCAGGUCAGAGGUCAUUUUCUCAAGCUGUUGUUUAUAUCAUAUUUACUGACUCUUAGGUAUUAGCACUCAUGGGGAAGGCACUGGCAACUGGCAAGCUGUACUAAGCUGCUCUUUCUGCGUGUGUGUGUGUCUGCACGGCCCACUGCUCUAAAAACACACCACUGCACGGCCCACUGCUCUAAAAACACACCACUGCACGGCCCACUGCUCUAAAAACACGCCACUGCACGGCCCACUAUGGGCUUUGGUGCUUCAGCUGCCAUGCCCCUCCCCCAUCGCCACGUAUCUGCAUUAGGGCCAGUACUAAGUGGGUGUACCUGUUGGCUCUCACACCUCUGCAAUGGGGGGGACUCUAAACUCACUUCCUCUCCCCCGUCCCGUGAGACAGAUACUCCAUGUUUACGUCUAUGUUUAAGAACUUUAUAAAAGUUGGGACAAUGUGAAUAUAAUGCUGCUUACUACAGGGUAAGGGUUAACUCGCUAGGACUAAUGGUAAUCGCAUAACCAGCCACCCUUGGGACGAGCCCGUGUUUACAGUUCAUUACUAAAUCUGACUUAUAGAUCGAUCUUUCGUUUUCCACAGAAUGUAAACGUAGUUCUGCUAAUCCGCCGGCCCGCUCGACAAGUUUCCCCGCUUAUUCUGAAUAAAAAGAAAAUAUCCGCUU